Messenger RNA from Insectozyma verbasci, 2319 nucleotides. The record is from the annotation of a GenBank genome assembly. NCBI's taxonomy places the organism in Eukaryota, Fungi, Ascomycota, Pichiomycetes, Serinales, Debaryomycetaceae.
AUGAAUUUAGAUGAAUUUAUUAAUGAAGAAGAUAUAUCAUACGAAGAAUCAUUGAGUAAAGAUUUAAAGAAUGGUGAAACAUGGUUAAGUUAUUAUAAUUUUAAAAUUAAUAGUUCUUUGGAAAACAAAAUUUUUAUAUUAAAUAGAGCUAUUGAUGCGCUUGGUUCAAAAUCAAAAUCUUCGACUGAAUUUUAUAAAUUAUACUUGGAGUUGUUACUUGAAUCAAAUGUAUAUGAUGCUGAACCAAUAUUUGAAAAAUGUAUAAAACACCACCUGGAAGUGAAAUCAAUUUGGUUAAUGUAUUUGAAUUAUUUGGUUAAUACGAAAAUUCAUAAAAUUACAGAGAUACGGAAGUUGUUUAACAAAGCUUUGAAGAAUUUACCAAUUGAUGAUCAUAAAGAAAUUUGGCCCUUGUUUUUAAAGUUUGCAGAUGAAGUAGGUGGUAAAACUGCAAUUAAAAUAUAUCAUAGAUAUUUGAAAUUUAUAAAUCCAAAAAUUUUGAGUGGUCAGCUUGAAGGACACAUGAAUAUACUUGACUUUAUUGAUAAAUUGAUAGAUUUUGGUGAUUUUCCAGAUGAGUUAUAUCAAAGGAUAUUUGAAUCUAAACAAGAGUAUAAUACUUUACCCAAAUCUAUAAUACAGAUAUAUUACAAUUAUAUUGAUUUAUUAAUUGAGGGAGAGACUAAGGAUGAAGCGAAAGUGGAGAAAUUGAUUAACAAACUAAUGACUGAGUAUCCUGAUCAAAUAGGUAAAUUGUAUUUGAAAUUGAUUGAAUUUUAUGAAAUAAAAGGUAAUACAGCAAAGAUACGAUCUUAUUAUGAAAAAUCAUUGACUCAAGUUAAUAAUCUAUCUGAUUUUAUCAAAUUGUAUGAUAAUUUUAUGUUAUUUGAAGAAGAGAAUAUCGAUGAAAAUGAUGAAUCGCAAAUUGAAAAUUAUGAAAGUUUAUUAAACAACAGAGAAAAAUUCAUCAAUGACAUGUUUUUAAGAAUUAACGUGAAUAAUCUAGACUAUUGGUUUAACAGAUUUAAAAUAUUUGAAAAUGAUCUAAAGUCAUUAAUUGAAGCAAUUGCAACAGCUAUCAAAAAUAUUAAUCCAUUAAAAGUAACCUCACCUAUCAUGCAUGAGAAAUUGUCACAAAUAUGGAUUAAAUAUGCUGAAAUUUAUUCCAAAAAUAAUGAUUUCAAAACUGCUAAUAUCAUAUAUUCAAAAUCUGUAACUUCUCAAUUUAUAAAUUGUGAUGAAUUGGCUGAUUUAUAUAUUCAUUGGUGUGAGCUAUUACUUAGUUCAGAUGAAUUUGAAGAAGAUGAAUCUGUGAAAUUAUUAGAGAAUUUAUUGUUUAAAGAAUUUGAUGAAGUUAUAAAUUAUAACGAUUCUACAAUAACAGUACAAAAGAGAAUUAUAAAGUCAAUUAAGUUAUGGUUAUUCUAUAUUGACUUGCUAGAGUCAUUUAUUGAAUCUCCUGAUUCGAUAUAUGUUGAAAAAGUUAGUGGGGCAUAUAAUCAAUUGAUCAGAUUGAAAAUAAUCACCCCCAAGAUUCUUAUACAAUAUAGUGAAUUUCUCGGAAAGAACAGUGGUGUAAAUAAAUCAUUUAGUAUACUUGAAAGAGGAUUAAAGAUAUUUAAUGAUCCAGAGAUUAAGUUUGAAAUUUGGAAUGUUUACAUACCCAAAUUUCUCAAACAGGAUAAUUCAAUAGAGAGAGUAAGAGAUUUAUUUGAAAAAGCAAUUAAUGAAAUACCACUAUAUUCAAUGAAGCCAAUAUUAUUGCAAUAUGUCGAUUUUGAAGAAGCAAAAGGAAACAAAAUGAAAGCAUUGAAGAUAUUAAUCAAUUCACUAAAUUCAUUUUCAUCGACAUCAACAUCACCAAAACAUAAACAAUUAAUAAACGUAUCUAAAUUUGAUAUUUACAAGUUGUUAUUAUCCAAACUUUACAAACUCCAAGAUGUUGAUCAGUUUAGAAAAAUUGCAACACAAGCAAUAAAUGAUGAUCAAUUAUCAAUUAUUCAAAUUUCAUACAUUGUUAAACAAUUCAUAAAUUUUGAAACUACAAAUAAACAAUAUAAUAGAGUACGUGAAUUAUAUAAAUUCAUAACUGAAUUGAUUGAAGAUAAUGAAAUUUGGUCAAGUUGGGAAUCAUUUGAAAUUGAAAAUGGUAGUGAAUUUACAUUUAAGGAAAUUAUUAGAUAUAAAAGAAAAUUACAAAUGGAUGAAAAUAAAAGAAGAGUUAUUGGAGAUGCUAAUAAGGCUAUUGGAUUUGUUAAGAGUACGACUACAACUUUUGAUAAAAAUGAAAAUCCUGAUGAAAUUGAUUUGGAUAUGUAA